Messenger RNA from Gossypium arboreum, 1679 nucleotides. Its product is annotated as U1 small nuclear ribonucleoprotein C. NCBI's taxonomy places the organism in Eukaryota, Viridiplantae, Streptophyta, Magnoliopsida, Malvales, Malvaceae. Gene Ontology annotation, molecular function: zinc ion binding; pre-mRNA 5'-splice site binding. The record is from RefSeq and is a predicted model, not a curated record. Gene Ontology annotation, cellular component: nucleus; U1 snRNP. The coding region runs from base 161 to 787 and encodes 208 amino acids. Gene Ontology annotation, biological process: mRNA 5'-splice site recognition; spliceosomal snRNP assembly; mRNA splicing, via spliceosome. The transcript is spliced from 5 exons.
AUUUAUACAACUCCGUGCACUUAUCGAAGUUUCUAGAAUCGGGCAAAAUCAUAAAUCCCAUUUCUGCUCCUCCUUCCCUCGUCUUCGAGCUAGGGUUCGGUCUGCUCACGAUUGCAACCAGCUUCCAUUCUGAUAUUUUCCCCUUUUUUUACUCACAGUCAUGCCUCGGUAUUACUGUGAUUAUUGCGACACUUAUUUGACCCACGACUCUCCAUCAGUUAGAAAACAACACAAUGCAGGGUACAAACACAAGGCAAAUGUUAGGACGUACUACCAGCAAUUUGAGGAGCAACAAACCCAGAGCUUAAUCGACCAAAGAAUCAAGGAACAUCUUGGCCAAGCUGCAGCUUUCCAUCAGGUUGGAGCUGCUUUUAAUCAACAUCUAAUGGCUCAGAGACCUCGACUUCCUAUUCUUCCGACUCCUGUUAUGCCUAUUCCGAGGGGCGCACCUUUACCUAUAAAUCAACCAAUGGUCCCUGGGAUUAGGCCCCCUGUACUGCCAAGACCAGUUCCAGGUGCUCCAGGUUAUGUUCCUGUUCCAGGCAUGCCACCAACGGUAGCACCACCUGGUGCUACUUCCUUCCCUGGUCAAAUAAAUGGCCUUCCACAACCUCCUACAUUGGCUGCCCCAUCAACUGUUCCUGUAACUGCAACAACACCCACUUCUUCUAAUGCAGCGCCUACCAUGGCAACACCAGCACUGUAUCAGUCCAAUCCUGCUGCCCCAGCGAGUGGAGGGUUUGACAAUUUCAAUGCCAAUGCACAGCCUUCUGAAGCUAAUCAGUAAUUUGGUUAAACUGCCUGCUUUGCUUCCAUAUCUGAAGUAAGAACCUAAGUAAGCCCAUGUAUCUGUGCUAUUGAAUGUGAGGCUUUCCAAUGAGUAAGGGUUCACGGUAACAUUUUUCUUGAAGGAUAGUUUGUUUAUUAGACCCGAAGCAUUGACUCAUUUUGCUUUGAUAUUGUUUUUUGUUUCUUUUUGGGAUGAAUUUGUCUUUUGGGAACCUUAUAAAGUUUGGAGAUGAAUAUCUGGUCUCAAAUGUUUUAGGCCAAUGCAGAAGUUCAAAGUGGGCUUAUCUUUUCACCAUUUGGGAUUAGCAGUGGUUGGUUGACACAAUUUCUAUUGCACCAAAAUACUGUACAUAUGUCAUCAUUCUUCACUCUUUUUUUUUUCAAUUUAUAUUUUUACUUAUAUUCUUUGUUAUGUUAAAGUUCGCAAUGUAAAACAAAGGAUCAGCUGAAGAUAUCAUGUGAGAUCCUAAAAAUAUCAUGAGUUUUUAAAUAUAAGUAUUACUUUUUGAUUGCAUUAUUCUCAUAAUGAGGGAUCGUACUGUAUAUUUUAUGAAUCUAGGCCUAAUGAUUCUACCUUAUUUUGUCUCUCUUUGAUAACUUUUACCAUUACCAUACUCCAUUUACAGGCAAUCAGAGCCAGAUGGCAUUCUUCCGAGUCCGAUGAUAAUAUUUCACUCAGCUUUCGUAUUGGGAUUUUUACGUUUAAAUUGCUUAAACUUUUUGGGUGCCGAAUGGAGGAUAGAUUCGUACCACCAUUAGUGUUUUUUUUAAAAAAUAAAAUAUUAAGCUGAAUUUUAGGUAGAUUUUGAUUGUAAUGCAGUUGGAAGUUGCUGACAGCUUCUGUAUGUGCUAUUUGUGAAGAAAUGAAGUAUGUACUAGCUGCUCCAUGA